GGCGCCGCAGCGAAGCUGCGCUCGGAUCCUCGGUGCUGGCUGAACCCGGCUAAGCCGCGCAAGGCGGCGGGGCCCACCUCUCCGUCCUCCACGCGCGCGCACGCCGCCCUCCGGCCAACGGCGGGCCGGGCGCUCUCCAGCGCUUCUCCCAUCGUACCGCGCCGGCAGCCGCUCGCCGAGCAGGCGGCGGGGGCCCUGGCGUGCAGCGCGGGCCUUGGUGGGGCCCAGCGCCCCGGCCCGGGAGGAUGCAGCCCUUGGCGGCCCGGGAGCUGAGCAGGGCCCCCGCGCCGGCCCCCGCGGGCCCCGGCCUCCGGAGCCGCAGCCGCCGCCCCGCCCCUGAGAGACAUGACUUCCAAGCCGCAUUCCGACUGGAUUCCCUACAGUGUCUUAGAUGAUGAGGGCAGCAACCUGAGGCAGCAGAAGCUUGACCGGCAGCGGGCUCUGCUGGAGCAAAAGCAGAAGAAGAAGCGCCAGGAGCCCCUGAUGGUGCAGGCCAAUGCCGACGGGAGGCCCCGCAGCCGGCGUGCCCAGCAGUCAGAGGAGCAGGCCCCCCUGGUGGAGUCCUACCUCAGCAGCAGUGGCAGCACCAGCUAUCAAGUUCAAGAGGCUGACUCACUUGCCACUGUGCAGCUGGGAUCUGCCCACCCAACAGCACCAGCCUCAGCCAAGAGAACCAAGGCAGCGGCCGCAGCAGGGGGCCAGGGCAGGGCCUCGAGGAAACAGAAGAAGGGGAAGCACAGAGACGGGACUCAGGCGUGUCCGUGGCCUGCAGGCACCAGCGGGCCAGCAGCUCUGGCAGAAGACAAGUCUGAGGCCCGAGGCCCAGUGCAGAUCCUGACUGUGGGCCAGUCGGACCACGCCCAGGACGCAGGGGAGACGGCAGCUGGUGGGGGCGCACCGCCCAGCGUGCAGGACCUCCGUGCCACGCUGCAGAGGAAGGGCGUCUCCAGCAGCAUGAGCUUUGAUGAGGAGGAGGACGAGGACGAGAACAGCUCCAGCUCCUCCCAGCUAAACAGCAACACCCGGCCCAGCUCCGCAGCUAGCAAGAAGUCCAUCAGGGAGGCCGCCUCAGCCCCCAGCCUGGCAGUCCCAGAGCCUUCUGUGGAUGUGGAGGUCCAGGACCUUGAGGAGUUUGCACUGAGGCCAGCCCCCCAGGGCAUCACCAUCAAGGGCCGCAUCACGCGGGACAAGAAGGGGAUGGACCGGGGCAUGUACCCCACCUACUUCCUGCACCUGGACCGUGAGGACGGGAAGAAGGUGUUCCUCCUGGCGGGAAGGAAGAGAAAGAAGAGUAAAACUUCCAAUUACCUCAUCUCUGUGGACCCAACAGAUUUGUCUCGAGGAGGGGACAGCUACAUCGGAAAAUUGCGGUCCAACCUCAUGGGCACUAAGUUCACCGUGUAUAACAAUGGAGUCAACCCUCAGAAGGCAUCAUCUACUUUGGAAGGUGGAACCUUGCGUCAGGAGUUGGCAGCUGUGUGCUACGAGACAAACGUCUUAGGUUUUAAGGGACCACGGAAGAUGACUGUGAUCGUCCCAGGCAUGAACAUGGUUCACGAGAGAGUCUGUAUCCGGCCCCGCAACGAGCACGAGACGCUGCUAUCACGCUGGCAGAAUAAGAACACAGAGAGUAUCAUUGAGCUGCAAAACAAGACGCCUGUCUGGAAUGACGAUACGCAGUCCUACGUACUCAAUUUCCACGGGCGCGUCACACAGGCCUCCGUGAAGAACUUCCAGAUCAUCCAUGGCAAUGACCCGGACUACAUCGUGAUGCAGUUUGGCCGUGUAGCAGAGGAUGUGUUCACCAUGGAUUACAACUACCCGCUGUGUGCGCUGCAGGCUUUUGCCAUUGCCCUGUCCAGCUUCGAUAGCAAGCUGGCCUGCGAAUAGAGGCCUCCGUGUGCCCUGCAGGGUCGUGCAGCCCGGAGUGGAGCCGCCUGCCUGCGGAGACAGCCCUGCCUACCCUGUGUACAUAGGCCUGCUGCCAGAUGAACCUUGGGCUCAGUGGGUUCCCUGGCCUGGCCCGCUGGGAACUGGUCCUCUGCUGAGGCAGAGGAGUGGGAUGUGCGUGAAGGGACCAGAGUGCAAUCUUUCUGUGCCCCAGGAGCCACACACAGCCCCACUCUUGGGUUAGUAUCGUGCUGCAGUCAUGUUUGCCAAGCUGGGCAGCCUCUUCAGCUGGGAAGGCAGGAAGAGGUAUAUAGGGAGAGGAAGCACAACGCAGGGCUGCUGUGGCCCAGCCAUCCACUCAGCCCAGGAGUCAGGUGAUAACGGAUCCCCACAGUAAGGGGCACAGUGAGCGUGUGUGUGUGUGUGUAGGGCACAUCAGCCUCACACCGCAAAGGGCUUGCUUGCCAAGUGUGGCCCUUACAACUGCAGAAAGUCCCCUGAUUUCAGAAGACCUCAGCCAAGCCUGGCAGAGCUCUGGGGGUUGGGCAGGACCUUGUCAGGAUUGCAGGGGCCUGGUUCUGGGAUCGGCCGGUGGGCUAGGGUUCUAAGUCAUGUGAUUUCUCUAGGUUUUCUCUGUGCACAGAGGCAACAGGAGGCCGGCCCUUAAGGCCAGAUGUCUCAGAAGAUAGGGCCUGCAGGACACAGGCUCAGAAUACAGGAGGUGCAUGGCACAGGCUCCCUGGAUCAGGGCUGUCCUGGAAGCCCUGUCAGCUGCCCCAGGAGCUCUCUGCCGAGCAGCCCCUGCAGAACCCCCAGGAAACAAGGAUGGGCCCAGGUGCCAGCCCCAGACGACACACAGGUAGGCAUACCUGGGCUCUUGCUGGUUAGCUCGGGUGCUUGUGCCUGUGCGUCAGCUCCCACUGCAGUCAGCCUAGGUCAUGGUUGCUGAGGACUUUGUGUGGUUCUUCAUGGGGAGAAACGGGACAGGGUGAGGAGAGCAAGAAUAUUUCAGAACCAUUAAGAGAUCAGAGGGGCAGGACCCUUAGAGAUCAACUAGUACAACGCUGUCACUGUAGGCAAGUCACUCAGCAAAUGGUAUGUGCACUGGGCCACCUGGCUGGUGAGUGGCAGUUCAGAACUUCAGCUCACCGGAUUCCUUUGUUCCCACCAUCCCCUAAGGAGCCGCUAUCUCCGGUCUUCCUGUGGCCCAGUCCACAUGCUCUCACCCUUUUGCCCGACUCCAGAGACUUAGCAAAGUCAGAGUUGAUGUAUGAAAUUGGAACCAUUUCAGGAGACUGGGCAGUUCCUUGCUGAAAGCCAUCAUGUCAGACUGACCAGGACUGGCUCCCCCGGAGAGCAGGCCUAGCGAGGCUGCUGCCCGUUUCCAUAUCUGGGUGUGAUGGGUGGGGUGUGAGUGUCCUGGGGCCGGGCCUGAUCUCUCCCUCCACUGCCAUGCUUCUCCUUGGGUUGCACUGCCUGCCAUGACGGCUUGGGAACACUGGUCUCCUGGCAGAAGCUGCUUGCCCACGUGGAGAUCAGAAAUCAGUGGUUAGCAAGCAGGAGUUGUUCCUCACUUCAGAGUAGAUGUGCUUGGAAAGGCUACAUAGAAAUAGUUUUAAAACAUAAAGUCAUACUUGAAGCAUGUUAGUGAAGCUCUGUAGUGAGGUUAAGGAGUUGUGACUUAAGUGGAAGUAGUAUGCCCUCAUUUCCUCAUGAUGUAGGUUUUCCUGUUUGAGUGCUUAAAGCAAGGCAUCCCUGUUCCAGCACAGAUCUGCCCACACCUUAGCCACAGGUCUCUGUGAGAGGCCCGUCCAGUGACCUAGCUUUUGUCAGCGCGGUCUAGCUCUAGACAGCUCUUAACUUGGGGCCAUUUUGAGGGCACCAGAUUUUUGUACUGGGGCUGGUCCACUUCCCCGGGAAAUAUUGUAGUGCCAUCCUCCUUUCCGUAUCCCAGUCUGGCUUUUCCUUUUCUGACUUGGAGAAGAGACCUGCUGACAUUUGGGAUGAUGGAAACUAGAUGAUCUGUAAAGUCUGGUCAAGCUGUUUCUCUGAGUCUGUGAUUUGACGGUAGAACAAGCUGGUUUUGGAUCCUAGUGAGAGUGGAGAUCCUGGUGGCCGAGUGGAAAAAUCAGAAGCACAAUGGAAAACUCCUAUCCUCUGCUUUCUCCUCUUGUACACAAGAGAGGGAGUUGCCUGGAUAUUUUGGUGGGUCGGGAAUGUGGGCUGUGUUCUAGCCUGGCUGUGGAGAAGGUAGCUCAGCAACAAAACUCUCUGUUGGGCAUUGAGUGACAAGAGCAGUUGAGUCACCUGCUCGAGACCCAGCCUCACAAGAUUUGUUCUUGUGACCCCAUUCCCGGUGAUGUUGGUUUUCCUUGACCACUGGCCUCACAGUCAUGGGCCCAAAGACUCAAAGCUGCCAGAGCCCCUGGAGACCACCUGGGCUCAGCUUCUCCAGCAGUUAAGAGUUCUGGCUCUUUACGCCCUCUCUCCAGAUGGUCCUUAGUUGGGCAGGGAACUCGAUGAUGAACAGUCCCUAAGAGAGCAGGCAGCUGAGACCUUAGGCAGCUCUUCUAUGACUGCUCCUGGCUCCGUAACUCCUUCUGGGGCCACCCCCCAAAACUGCACCCUCUGCCCCCAAACAGUUCUUCUGCAGAUGGUGAAGUUCACGUCCCCGACACUUCUUUCCUUCUGGCUCCAAGGUGCUCCGUGUCUGUCUGCGUCUCCGUGUCUGUGUGUAUUUGGGGAAAAGGGCAAUCUGCAAAUCAUCAACUAAGGUUUCUUAGGAUAUUGCUAAGAACGGACAGGCAAGGAAUAAGGAAGUAGUGCACCUGCGGGUUGUGUUCGUUCCCGUGCUCUCUGAUAAGGAAGCAUGCCUGGGAAAGCACCAGCUCUCUCUCCCAAGGCUCCGACUGGGAGGAUGCCAUCCAAGAAAGUUGCGUUUCAGUUCCCAUUCUACAUUACCUGAAGAAAUCAGUGUGUUGCAUGCAUUGCUUUUGGAUGAAUUUAAACGUAUUCUAGUGAAUGUGCCUUAAAAAUCACGACACUAGUGCUGCAGGAGCAUAGCAUGUAAGGUACAGACCCAUGCCAAGGACAGGUGUUGGAGGAAUCCGCCAGGGAGGGUGACAAUCACAGGCCAGAAGAGAACCUUUGGAGCCCACUCCUUCAAUGACAAUAAAGGCAAGAAAACUGUAGAAACAAGUUUUUCUUUGCUCUGUAAAUAGCAGGGCAUUUACCUCUAAAUAAAUCUGCCAUUUAUUCAGAGGCAGUUCUAAAUUUAACAAGCAACAGUGAUGACAUCAAACUAAGAGUUCCAUGCUUUCCUCACAGUGGGGGCUGCAGCGAGGGGAGAUGCUGGGCUGGCCAUAGCCACGGCUCUGUUAUGCAAGCACAAAUUCCACCUCCCAGUGGAGUCCCUGGUUUUCUCUUACCGCAGUUACACUGGCCUUGCCCUCUCUUCAAAAAAUUCCUCGCCCCAGUCGAGGUAUCCCUGUGGCGUCAGGCUGCCAGGUGGCCCUCAGCCCACACUGCUAGACAGCUGAAUGAGUCUGCUUUCUUGCUGUGGCCAGCACUCACGGCCCUGACUUGUUGAACUGUAGCAGCCCCUAGGAGUAGGCCAAGGGAUGGACUCUUGUUUGAGUUUAUCGGUUACCUGUCCUUUUGUACCUCCAGUUUGCAGUCUUCUGUCAUCUCAGGAUAGUAGGGAGAGGCAGAGCUGAAGUACUGGGUUUUUUCAUUUUCCAACCAAGUUGAGAGGCAAAUUGGUCUUAUAGAAGGCAUUCCUGAACUUCAUAACUAUGUGAUUUUGAGCAAACUGUGUAAUUUUUCUAGGUCUGUUUUCUCAUCUACAAAAUGAGGAGCUCGGACUGACUUUCAGAGCUUACAGUAGGAGUCAGAGUGAAUGAAAGUUGAUCUUUGCUUUCAUCACUACCUUUUCUAGCUCAUCACUGUGCCUUUUUUCUUUCCUAAGAAAGAUGUCACACCCCUUUCCUGUUCUGUUCUCCAGUCCCUGUCCCUUCCCCCAUGAGGUCCAGGCAGAGCUGCAGAUGAAUCCCGAGUUUCCGAGAGAGGAACUUAGAGUGGCUCAGGAAGGGAAGGCCGACUCUGGCCUCCUUAAUCCUGCAUUUGGUGACAAAGGGGACUUGGUUAGGAUGGGUGACACUUUUCUUGCUGGGAACGUACAUUUAGCCAGUUCUCAUAACGCUUAGAAUGUGUAUGUCUAUUUGCACAAGACUGUCUCUUCCUAUUUUGGAGUGGUCAGACAUUUUAUUUUGUUCCAAGUUAUCUGGAGUUUUAGAUGAACUUGCAAAACUGCUUUUAUUAAGUGACUUUUUGAAUAAACUCUUUGGUAUUCUGGAGCAAAUGUAUUUAUUUAUUGGUAUGUGCAAUGACAAAGUUGGUAUUUUCCCAUGUUGACAUUAUGUACGUUGUAGAACUUAAGUGUUUGUCUAAAUACAGACCAUAUAUCAACAAAUUAAACUUGAACUGUUUCAACA
This is a messenger RNA of Hipposideros armiger (great roundleaf bat), 6383 nucleotides long. RefSeq names its product TUB bipartite transcription factor (gene TUB). The transcript has 12 exons. Gene Ontology annotation, cellular component: cilium. Bases 346 to 1890 code for a protein of 514 amino acids. The record is from RefSeq and is a predicted model, not a curated record. Lineage: Eukaryota; Metazoa; Chordata; Mammalia; Chiroptera; Hipposideridae. Gene Ontology annotation, biological process: protein localization to cilium.